Syngnathus typhle (broad-nosed pipefish) is the source of this 1120-nucleotide messenger RNA. It is a transcript of the gene cga, whose product is annotated as glycoprotein hormones, alpha polypeptide. The record is from RefSeq and is a predicted model, not a curated record. The transcript has 5 exons. Lineage: Eukaryota; Metazoa; Chordata; Actinopteri; Syngnathiformes; Syngnathidae. Gene Ontology annotation, cellular component: follicle-stimulating hormone complex; extracellular region. Gene Ontology annotation, biological process: thyroid hormone generation; positive regulation of steroid biosynthetic process. Bases 299 to 820 code for a protein of 173 amino acids. Gene Ontology annotation, molecular function: follicle-stimulating hormone activity.
CUUUAGGAUAGUGGUAAGUCUCAAACUUGACAGGUAGAUAUUUCACAUUUGUCAUUUCUCUGUGAAGUACAUAGCGGAGGACAAGAGUGCUAAAUUUGUUAAGAGCUGCGUGGUCUCCAGACAUCUAUACUCUUUAUCCAAAUAUAUACUGUAUCAAGUAACCUGCAUGGGCACUGGACAUGGACGGAAUAUUGGGCGCUAAACAGACAACUCACAUACACCCAAUUCUCCACGGCGAUUGAUAACAAGACAUUGCUGCAGGGAUUAUUAAAGAGGUCAUCAUGCACAGUGAAGAGAGAUGAUAGAUAGGGUUGUCAGGUUUCCCUUACUCCAGGAAGUGAUGGAAAACAGGCACACAGGUAUAAAGCUGCUUUCGAGGGACGGCUCUUUAUCGGAAAGUCAUCCUGAGCAGAGACACUUCACAGGGAAAACGUCAACAACAAGAAAGGAAACCACUGCAACCAUAAUGGGAUCGGUGAAAUCAGUUGGACCACUUAUUUUCUUAUUGGCGACUCUUCUCUAUAUUACAAAUUCUUAUCCCGACUUGGACUUUUCACACAUAGGAUGUGAGGAGUGCACGCUGAAAAAGAGCAAACUUUUCUCACGGGACCAGCCAAUCUUUCAGUGUCAGGGUUGCUGCUUCUCGAGGGCUUACCCGACACCUCUCCGGGUCAAGAAAUUUAUGAUGAACGCGAAGAAUAUCACUUCAGAGGCAGCGUGUUGCACAGCGAGCAGCAGCCAUCCGGUAAAAGUGAGAAACUUUGCAGUGAGAAACCACACAGGCUGCUAUUGCGGCACCUGCAUAUAUCACAAGAUCUGAUUGAUGGAAAACGGAGAUGAGUGGACCAGUUUUGCUCUACGGCAGCGUGUUUCACGUUCUGUGCACACGUUUUACUCUAUUUAGGAAGGCAUGCUCUCGUGCUGCUUGCCAAGUCAUAUUUUGCUCCUUUGUCUGUGAUCUGUCAUGUACUCCAACAAUGUGAACUCACAAUUUAUGUUGUCAUCAGUGCAUGUAAUGUUGGUGUUUAUGUAACAUUGAUAAAUAGUGUUUGGUGAGCUUUGUGUUAUGUGCGGUGAUUCUGUUUGGCAGAUAAAUGUGAAAAAAAUAAAUAAAUGAAAU